CCCCUUUUCGUCCCAACAGUGCAUUACAACUAUUUUGGUAUCGCAAACCUUUGCUCUGGUUUCGCAAUCGACGAAGAAUUCUAGUGCGUCGCGUCCCAUAGACUCUUAUAACGUAUCCUCCUUUCACGCUCCCCCCGUAUGAUAUCCUCUAGUAUUCGUCUCGUGACUCGCCAGGGAGGAGCAGCCCGUGGAGCCGUCACUGGACCUCCCCGGCUCUUGGCGUGUCGCAUGAUUCCCAUGGCAUCCCAGUCGACGACAGCCGAACAAGUCGAAGACGAACCGGCGAUAAAGUACGCCUUGAAUCCCCAAGGCGAGGUCGUCAAGGAUGCGGAACUGAUUGACUUUCCAGGAAGCAGCCCGGGCCAGAAACCCAUUCUCCUCAACGCCAAGGAACACGUGGUAGGAUACCUGAGCAAGAUUUUGAACGCACGGGUGUACGAUGUGGCUAUUGAAUCCGAACUACAACACGCCAAGAAUCUCAGCGCGCAUUUGAAAAAUACCGUUCUACUCAAACGUGAAGAUACGCAACCGGUAUUUUCGUUCAAAAUUCGUGGCGCCUACAACAAAAUGUCGCACUUGAGUCGAGACUUGUUGGACAAGGGCGUGGUGUGUUGUUCCGCCGGCAACCACGCCCAAGGUGUCGCGCUGUCGGCGAAAAUGUUGGGUUGUCGGGCCGUCAUUGUCAUGCCGCUGGCGACACCAGCGAUCAAAGUCAACGCGGUCCGGAUACACGGCGGGCCCAGUGUCGAAGUACGGCUUUUUGGUAACAAUUACGACGAAGCCGCCACGGAAGCCAAGCGGCUGCAGCUCGAAGACGGCAUGACCUUUGUGCAUCCGUUCGACGAUCCACUAGUUAUUGCUGGACAAGGCACGAUCGGUAUGGAAAUUCUGAAAGAAUGCGUCUCUCGACCAUUGGAUGCAAUCUUUGUUUGCUGUGGCGGUGGUGGUAUGCUGGCCGGCAUUGCGGCCUACGUGAAACGUGUCCGACCAACGGUCAAGGUGAUUGGCGUCGAAGCCGCCGACGCGGCUGGCAUGACGGCGUCGCUGCGGGAAGGCAAACUGGUGACGUUGGACUCCGUCGGUCUCUUUGCUGACGGCGCGGCGGUCCGGCGUGUCGGUGACGAAACCUUUCGUGUUUGUAAAACACUGGUCGACGACAUGAUCACAGUUGACACGGACGAAAUAUGCAACGCCAUUAAAUUAACGUACAACGAUGCUCGCGUCGUUUUGGAGCCGGCGGGGGCCCUGGCGGUCGCUGGGAUGCGCAAAUACGUACACACCAACGAACUAUCCGGACAGACUCUAGUGGCUAUAACCUCCGGUGCCAACAUGGAUUUCGAUCGUUUGCGCUUUGUGGCGGAACGUGCCGAUGGAUCCGAGCGCACACUAGCCGUUACCAUCCCGGAGAAACCCGGCUCGUUCCGCCAGCUUUAUAGUCUUAUUUGGCCACGCAAUGUAACGGAAUUCUCCUACCGUUUUGAGACGGACGGGGAUGCACACGUACUGAUUUCGUUCCAGCCCGUAAUGAAUAUUGAAAACGACUUUGAAGGUAUUAUGCACGAACUCGGCGAGAACGGAUUUGACUGCUUGGAUUUGAGUCACAACGAACUUGCCAAAGUGCACGUUCGACACUUAGCCGGCGGUCGGUCAAUUGUUAACAAUGAACGAGUCUUUCGGUUUGACUUUCCAGAGUCCCCCGGGGCACUUCAACGCUUCCUGUUGAGUUUGGACAUGGGAUGGAACGUCAGCCUUUUCCAUUACCGAAACCACGGCGACGAUUUUGGACGAGUUUUGGUUGGCAUUCAAGUCACCGAGUCAGACGACAAGAAACUGAAGUCAUUCCUUGGCAAUCUCGGAUAUCGAUACGAAGAAGAAACGAACAACCCUGUCUACCGGGCUUUCUUGUGUCAAACUAAUGGAAAGGGUUUGAACGAUUUGUCAAACAACAGCAGCAAAUAG
Phaeodactylum tricornutum CCAP 1055/1 is the source of this 1959-nucleotide messenger RNA. RefSeq names its product l-threonine ammonia-lyase (gene TDH). Gene Ontology annotation, biological process: L-threonine catabolic process. The transcript has 2 exons. NCBI's taxonomy places the organism in Eukaryota, Bacillariophyta, Bacillariophyceae, Surirellales, Neidiaceae. Gene Ontology annotation, molecular function: pyridoxal phosphate binding; threonine deaminase activity. The record is from RefSeq and is a predicted model, not a curated record. Bases 139 to 1959 code for a protein of 606 amino acids.